UCAUGCGUCCGAAUGUGCGGGACCUCUAAAGGUCGUACGCACUCAAGAACCGAGCAAGUAUAAGUCAGGCUGGUUUGAGCCUGAAGAUAUCUUCUUUAUUAGAUGCGGGCGUUGAAAUUUGAAAGGUAGCUGUAAGGAACAAAUUGAGACAUGCAUGUAAGUAUUUGGGCAAAGCCCCGAAGGGGUCUCCGGCAUACUUAGACAGCGUGAGUAGCUGUUGUGUCAUACGCGAUGGCAACCCCCCCUUGCUUCUCGUUCGCUAUCGACGCUCGCCACGACCUCGUUCUGUAUCCUUUCACGAUAAACCAAAUCACCUUUACUUCAGGACGCACAUCAAUGGCAACUAUCGGUGCCCAGGACAUCAGACAAAGAAUCGGGCGCUUCCGAGUUCUGAUCAUGGGGAGAGCAAACGCAGGUAAAACGACCAUCCUUCAGAAGGUCUGCAACACCACGGAUCAACCAGAAAUUUACAAUGCCAAAGGACACAAGAUCGAUGCUGCCAUCGUAGAAUCCUCGCUCAAGCGUGGAAAUCACGACAUCACAAACGAAAUGGUGUUCAGAAGUAAUCCUGUUUUCAUCUUUCACGACUCGUGUGGUUUCGAAGCGGGCACUGAUAAAGAAUUCGAGAGCAUGAAGAACUUUAUCUCAGAACGCGCACAUGCGACGAAAUUAGAGGACCGAAUCCAUGCUAUUUGGUAUUGUAUUCCGAUGGACGAGCAUUCUCGAACAUUCCAGCGGUCGGAGGAGAAGUUCUUCUCGGAGUGCGACACUGGGAACGCUCCUGUGAUUGCGGUGUUCACCAAGUUUGACGCUCUGCGUGCAGUUGCGUAUGGUGAUAUCAAGAAGCAACUACAAGGUGUAUCAGCAGAAGAACGCUCAAAGAGGAUUGCCCAGGGCGUUGAGGAACUGUUUACGAAUACAGGUGUCUUGGAGAAGUUGCGCAAAUCUGAAAACCGUGCCCGUUAUAAGUCCUAUGUACGCUUGCAGUAUAUGAACAAACAGGAUACAAACUGUGACACUCUGCUGGAAAGCACCACUCUCGCAUUGGACAAUGAAGAAUUGCAGUUGUGCUUGGUAUCAACGCAACAAUCGAAUCUAGAGCUUUGCAUCAAGUGUGCUGUGACAAUAGUCGUGGAUCGUGCGCAUCAGCUAUUCGGGCUAUUUUAUCAAUCCAAAAUUGCUGGGUGGUUUCCACAUCUUAAACUGGUAAGAUUGCGAUUUACGAAGCUGGAACAGGAUGGACAGCGCUGAUACCUUGUUGCUACUCGCCUGUUGACAGUGGCAAGUAAGUACCUUGAUGGUUUCUGGUCCUCGAGCCAUGCUCAUGGUCCCCAUCCCUCGUUGCUGCUCGCCCUGUUGACAGGGCGUAAGUGCCUCGAUGGUUUCCAGUUUUCGACACAUGC
Messenger RNA from Suillus plorans, 1403 nucleotides. RefSeq lists its product as uncharacterized. The coding region runs from base 232 to 1251 and encodes 339 amino acids. Gene Ontology annotation, molecular function: GTP binding. The transcript is spliced from 9 exons. NCBI's taxonomy places the organism in Eukaryota, Fungi, Basidiomycota, Agaricomycetes, Boletales, Suillaceae. The record is from RefSeq and is a predicted model, not a curated record.